Messenger RNA from Arabidopsis thaliana (thale cress), 675 nucleotides. RefSeq lists its product as uncharacterized. The record is from RefSeq and is marked reviewed. The coding region runs from base 1 to 231 and encodes 76 amino acids. NCBI's taxonomy places the organism in Eukaryota, Viridiplantae, Streptophyta, Magnoliopsida, Brassicales, Brassicaceae. The transcript has a single exon.
AUGAGAGAAGAAGAGGAACGUGGGUGGGGUCUUUUUGAAAAGGAGACGGCAGAAAUUAGAGAAACAGAGCGCUUAAGCUACCGUCGUGCCACUGUCUCUCAUCACCCUUCUCUUACAUGCAACACUUCUUUUACUAUCUCACGGGCCCAUGACCCGACUUACACCACUUAUAACAAAGCAGACACAAUUUAUGGAUCAUAUAUUAUAUCAUUCAAUGACAAAUUCUUAUAGAUAAAUAUCAUUUAUCGUAUACUAUAUGAUAAGAAGAUGCAAGUGUGCAUUAAUCCAUUAAGAAGGUUAAGAGUGUGGGCAUGUGAGUGUGGAGAGUCUUCUGCUUAUUUCCGGUUGCGGCUAACGUCCCACUUGACUCUGUCAAUUGACGUCAACUUCUCAGGCACUGACGGAGGAAAACCUGUCUUCCAUCCAUAUUUAACGGCGGCUUAAACGGCUCUCGUGUCAUGUGGCCUUCCCAUGAACAUCCAAAAUCAGGUUCGUCAUCAUGUCCAAUUUUUUUGAACCACGUGCCAACACACAAGGAGCCGAUACAGUCUUCUUAACAAAAUCCAAGACUGAAAGAAAGUUCAGAAAACUAAUCAUAUGACAAAUUAAUGAUCCUCCAUUUUUUUUGGUUGCUCUUUUAUUAAUGAGCUACUAGUUUUCCAAGAAACCAAAAAG